This is a messenger RNA of Coregonus clupeaformis (lake whitefish), 2858 nucleotides long. RefSeq names its product sodium/glucose cotransporter 2-like. The coding region runs from base 590 to 2713 and encodes 707 amino acids. Gene Ontology annotation, cellular component: plasma membrane. Gene Ontology annotation, molecular function: D-glucose:sodium symporter activity. The record is from RefSeq and is a predicted model, not a curated record. The transcript is spliced from 14 exons. Lineage: Eukaryota; Metazoa; Chordata; Actinopteri; Salmoniformes; Salmonidae. Gene Ontology annotation, biological process: sodium ion transport; transmembrane transport.
CAGUUUCACAUUUAGAAUGGACGGUCUCGUAGUCACUCAUGCACAAAUCUCGUAGUCUCCCUCAACACAUUUCCAGCAGGGUCUUUGUAGUGGUGGGGGUGAUUCCAUUGGUCAGAGACCAAUAUGACAGCGGAUGUGGUCUUUGUUCGUGCUUUAGGCACAUUUUGGGUCACGGUAAACCAAAUGUUAACACCUGUAACAUUAAGUAAGUUACCGAUAUAACAAUAUGCACAUGGAAGAGAAAAUCAAGUUUGUUUGACAUGUUACGAUAGAAGGUUGGACUGGACUAAUGAACUAAACUGUGUGUGUAAGUGAACAUUGAAGAGGCUAGGUGUUAAUUAUUACUGUCAUUAAUAAACUCCUGAAUCAGCCUUUUUUCUGGCGACCAAAGGUCUUACUGACCAACCACUCUGACCAUUCUGUCCUCUCCUUCACUUGGCCUUUCUCUUAUCGGCCGUUAGAAAGUGAGUGAGCCCUCUAUUUAAAAGACACUUGUAUUAUCAUUAUCCUUUGCUCCAAGUCUUGGACUGAUAUCCUUUGGUUUGAUAUUAUUAGGCCUGUUGACGCCUUCCUUCAUUUUUGUUGAGAAAUGGAGAAUCCCUCGUCUGAGACCACACCGGAGAAGGGGACCAUUAAUAAUCUAGCUGAUAUCUUUGUCAUCAUCGGCUACUUCAUUCUGGUCAUUGGAGUGGGCGUCUGGUCUAUGUUUCGGACCAACCGUGGCACUGUGGGAGGCUACUUUUUGGCAGGACGGACUAUGACAUGGUGGCCAGUUGGAGCAUCACUGUUUGCCAGUAAUAUUGGUAGUGGUCACUUUGUGGGCCUUGCUGGUACCGGAGCGGCCAGUGGAAUUGCUGUGGGGGGAUUUGAGUGGAAUGUAAGUAUCAUUUGCCCCCUUAAAAUAAGUUAUGACAUAUUUCGAGUACAAUACUUUGUAAUAUGUGCUGAUCAGGAAAUUGAGAUUCUUCUGACAUUGGAGCCCUCUUUCUCUACCCAGGCCUUGUUUAUCGUACUCCUAUUGGGCUGGCUGUUUGUCCCCGUCUACCUCACAGCAGGGGUAAUUACAAUGCCUCAGUACCUGAAGAAGAGGUUUGGGGGAACCAGGAUCAGUCUGUACCUCUCCGUCAUUUCUCUGUUCCUCUACAUCUUCACCAAGAUCUCUGUGGACAUGUUCUCCGGGGCAGUGUUCAUACAGCAGGCUCUAGGCUGGAACAUCUAUGUGGCUGUGAUAGCCCUCCUCUCCAUCACAGCUCUGUACACAGUCACAGGGGGCCUAGCUGCUCUGAUGUACACAGACACAGUCCAGACAUUUGUCAUCAUCGCUGGCGCCUUCUGCCUCACAGGUUUCGCCUUCUUUGAGGUGGGGGGCUACAACGCUCUGCUGGAGAAGUACAGGUUAGCACUGCCCUCCAAGAACCAGUCCCUGGAGCCCCAGCGCUACAACAUCUCCCCCCAGUGCUUCACCCCCCGAGACGACGCCUUCCAGCUGCUCAGGGACCCCGUGACUGGGGACCUGCCCUGGCCGGGGGUCCUCUUUGGCAUCGCCAUCGUGGGCGGCUGGUAUUGGUGCACCGACCAGGUGAUCGUGCAGCGCUGCCUAGCGGCCCGCAGUCUGACCCAUGUGAAGGCGGGCUGCAUCAUGUGUGGAUACCUGAAACUGCUCCCCAUGUUCCUUAUGGUGUUCCCCGGAAUGAUCAGCCGCGUACUCUUCCCAGAUGAGGUGGGUUGUGUGGUGCCAGAAGUGUGUCAGCAGGUGUGUGGGACGGAGGUGGGCUGCUCCAACAUUGCCUACCCCAAACUGGUGGUCUCUGUCAUGCCAAAUGGUCUGAGGGGCCUGAUGCUGGCGGUCAUGCUGGCGGCCCUGAUGAGCUCCCUGGCUUCCAUCUUCAACAGCAGCAGUACCCUGUUCACCAUGGACAUCUGGACCCGCCUCAGACCACAGGCCAGAGAGAGCGAGCUCAUGGUCGUUGGCAGAGUGUGGGUCCUUGUCAUCGUAGCCGUCAGUAUCUGUUGGAUCCCUGUGGUCCAGGCGGCCCAGAGCGGUCAGCUGUUUGACUACAUCCAAUCAGUGACCAGCUACCUGGCCCCGCCCAUCGCCUCAGUCUUCUUCCUGGCUGUGUUUGUGAAGAGGGUCAAUGAGCAGGGGGCGUUUUGGGGCCUGAUGGGGGGCCUAGCUAUGGGGCUAUGCCGUAUGGGGCCAGAGUUUUGGUUUGGCUCAGGCAGCUGCCUGUUCCCCUCAGACUGCCCCACUCUGGUGUGUGGGGUCCAUUACCUCUACUUCGCUGUGCUCCUCUUCUUCUGCACCUCCAUCCUGGUGCUGCUUGUCAGCUACUGUUCACCAGCCAUAGAAGACAAACAUCUCCACCGUCUUGUGUUCAGCCUCCGCCACUCCAAGGAAGAGAGGGAUGACCUUGAUUGGAAGCAGGAAGUGAAGGGGAGGAUAGCACGCAGGGAGGCAGAGGAGAAAAGCAGAGACAAGUCUGAGGACAGCCCAGUGGAUGCUGAAGAACCCAAAUCUGGUAUCUGUCGUCUCCUUGGCUGGUUCUGUGGCGUCAGCGGCUCUCAGGCCCCAGAGCUCACAGAGGAGGAGGUUACUGAGGCGUCCAAAGAGCUGCCUGACAUCAGUGAGGAGCCCUUCUGGAAGCAUGUUGUUGAUGCUAAUGCCCUGGUUAUGAUGGCCGUGGCAGUCUUCCUGUGGGGUUACUAUGCAUGAGGAGGCUAGUAAAACGAUAAUGUGACCAUUGCUAAUUGCACUUUCGGUCAUUCUUACUAGAUUCUGAAUUAAACCAAAAGUGUAUGUCAUUCGAUGUACAAACAUCUAUUCAUGAAAAAUAAAGUUGUCCUGUGUAGCCCUUUUA